This is a messenger RNA of Ostertagia ostertagi, 705 nucleotides long. Lineage: Eukaryota; Metazoa; Nematoda; Chromadorea; Rhabditida; Trichostrongylidae. The record is from the annotation of a GenBank genome assembly.
AUGUGCUGUAUAUUUGCGAAAAUGGUUCAAAUGUUCAUCUACGCUAAUAUGGAGACUAUCGGGUCCAUGUAUACCCAACAGAUGUUCGAUCUGACCCGUACUGAGACCACUCAGUUCAACUCGAUUUUGGUCUCGUUGUCCGGAUUUGUCGGCUUCGCAUUCCUUCUAACAUACGUUUGGACGAAAUUGGGGAAACGGAUCGACAACCGUAUCGGAGCAAUCAUAGGCGUGCUGAUUUGUGUAGCAUUUCUUUUCACCACUUACUCGUGGUGGUUUUACACCGAAAACAUCGAACAUGACGGCUGUCAUUCACCAUGGUGCGCCACCACCCCAAAAAUACCUUGGGAACUCUACGCUGGCUCCUACGUGAUCGUAUUCGGUGUCGGAUUUGCAAUGAUGAACGUUCACUUGGCUUCGAUGUGUUGGGACCGCGACGACAAGGCACCAUGCAUGGCAUCAACACGCUUCUGGCCAGUUGCAGUCGAGUGCUGGGACCCGUUGCAGUCACUGACAUGUUCGGCUAUUUUGGUCCGCAAGUCGUCUGGAUUUUUCAACUUGGAGUUUGGGCCGUGUUACUGUCCGCCAUGGCAGCUUGCUUAUAAGCGACUAGUGCCUCUAUACAUACCUCAGCAACAACAGGAAGACUCGGAUGUGGAUGACGAUGUCAAGAAAACCAAUCGAUAUCGAUCAAUAGUUGACCCAUAA